This is a messenger RNA of Ambispora leptoticha, 423 nucleotides long. The record is from the annotation of a GenBank genome assembly. NCBI's taxonomy places the organism in Eukaryota, Fungi, Glomeromycota, Glomeromycetes, Archaeosporales, Ambisporaceae.
AUGGAAACGUCAUUAACCUCAACCGCAAACCCACCAACGUCCGCGACUCUCACAAUACGUAUAAUAAAAAACUUUGAGUAUCGUACUGUGAAAAAUCUCGUGUUACAAAAUGUGAACUUGGAAUCUACUACGUUUAACGGCAUUUCUUUAAUUAUGAACUUCUUCAAAGCGAUAAAUUCAACACCCGGUUUCAAGCCUUUUCGAUCUGUGAAUUAUGACACCUUAAAAGUAUACACAAAAGCACAUGGCACAAAGUCACAAAAUUUAGUAAUAAAUUUGGAACAUGAUGACGACUGGAUUAUGAAUAACGAUCAGGCUACUUUGAUUUCUUAUGGACUGGAGAAUGAAACAGAACUUUCCUUCUUUGAUCUUGCUGCCUACCAAAUAUACAAAACUCAUCCGGAUGUGAUUAAGUGGGAUUAA